GAGGGCGGCGUGGACGCCAUUUUGUGAGGAGCUCGGAGUGAGGCGGCCGCGGAGAGAUAGUGAGCGUGACGCGGAGCUGUAUUGGGGUCUAGCGGGCAGCGAGGCGAAACCCCAUCCCUUCUCACUGGAGCUCAGCUUCGUUUUAACCCCCCCUCCCCACACACGCACACCUCCCAAUUUUAUAGAGCCAUUUUAACGGUGUCCCCGUGGCCUAGCGCUCCCUGCGCCAAACUGGAGCUGGAUUUAAGAUGUAAUUUUUAAAGUCUCUAUCUCUAUUUUUUUCUGCAGCAGCUGGGGUAGAUGAGGAGCCUUUUCGCCCCUCAUGAGCUGACCUCUCGGGUAUUUUUAGAGUGAAAUGAUGAUGUGCAAAGGGCUGUGAUUGUCUCCUACCGAGAGCUCUCCCCAGGCGGUUCUGUGGUAACCGUGGCUGGAACAGAGAGAGAGAGGGAGAGAACAGAAAUGAUCGUUGCUGACUUGACCUUUUGGCACCUCCCGUUUUUCUAAUCUGGGCUAUUUUUAUUUUUGUUUUUUUACAGUGAGAUUUUUUUGAUCUUCAGCUACAGUAAGUUAUUCCAAUUUUUUUUUCCAUUUUUCCUGCCUUUCCACUGAUUUCCUUUUUAUUGUUGUUGCUAGUUACUAUUACUAUUAUACUACUAUAAUGCUGAUGACUUGACUAUGCUGAUAUGUUGCUGAUGGUGAUGAUAAUGACACUGCUGAUUUUUAACCGGAUGAAAUCGAGUUUUUCUGAGUGUUCCUGACUGUGGAAGGUUUUUAAAUUUUUAAAGUGGAUUGAUCACGCUAACUCUUUUUUUUCCCCCCUGACUGCCUGGCUGCUGAGAGCGGGACCUGGUUUCUCCUGAAUUGUUUUAGAACAUCUCUGGAAGUCUGUAUUUUUUUUAUUUUUUUAUUUUUUAUUUUUUAUUUUUAAUCUUUCAUUUGUACAAUUUUUAAACUGUUGCUGCAAUAUGAUGUCUGUGGUGCUGAUCGCUCCUGAUAGCAAUGGCCCUUCCCCAAACAGCCCCUCUCCUCCUUUGACCCCCAAACCCUCCUCCUGCUCUUCCUCUACACCGUCCUUCCCUCACAAACAACCCACCACAACGACAUGGAAACCCAGCCUGGAGCAGCAGCGGCAGCUGGUGGUACCACGUGCGGCGCAGAUACAAACCCAUCCUGGGCCAUGCAGGUCCGUGCUGCGCGUGAGCCAUGGCCAGCAACGUCACCAACAAGACAGACCCGCGCUCCAUGAACUCGCGCGUAUUCAUCGGGAAUCUCAACACGCUGGUGGUGAAGAAGUCUGACGUGGAGGCUAUCUUCUCCAAGUACGGCAAAAUUGUGGGCUGCUCUGUGCACAAGGGCUUUGCCUUCGUGCAGUACGUCAACGAGCGGAAUGCCCGCGCUGCUGUGGCUGGGGAGGAUGGUCGGAUGAUCGCAGGCCAGGUUCUAGAUAUCAACCUGGCGGCUGAGCCGAAGGUGAACCGGGGCAAGGCAGGCGUGAAGCGGUCGGCAGCAGAGAUGUACGGGUCAGUAGCUGCACCACCUUCUCCGUCCCCUCUAGUCAGGUCCUCCUUUGACCUGGACUAUGAUUUCCAGCGGGAUUACUAUGACAGGAUGUACAGCUACCCAGCACGUGUGCCCCCACCUCCCCCCAUCGCCCGGGCUGUGGUGCCCUCCAAACGCCAGCGUGUCUCUGGCAACACCUCCCGCCGAGGCAAGAGUGGCUUUAAUUCCAAGAGUGGUCAGCGAGGAUCAUCCUCCAAGUCUGGUAAAUUGAAAGGUGAUGACAUCCAGACCAUUAAGAAGGAGCUGACCCAGAUCAAACAGAAAGUGGAUUCGCUGCUGGAGAGCCUGGAAAAGAUCGAGAAGGAUCAAAGUAAACAAACGGAGAUGAAGAACGAGAAGUCUGAGGAGGAGCAGAGCAGCAGCUCCAUGAAGAAGGAGGAGAGCAACGUGAAGAUGGAGUCUGAGGCUGGGGCAGAUGACUCUGCUGAGGAGGGGGACCUGCUGGACGAUGAUGAUAAUGAAGAUCGAGGGGAUGACCAGCUGGAAUCCAUCAAGGGUGACGAGAAGGAGGCGGAGGAAGGAGAGGACGACCGAGACAGUGCCAAUGGUGAAGAUGACUCCUAAGCCACUGGUGCAACCCCCCCAGCAAGGUGCCCACCUGAGAUUGAGCCUGUCACCGGCCCCUCUCCAGCCUCCUUCUCACUGCCCGCCCACGUGUUCAUGGUGUUGUCUCCCGCCACGCCCUUGGCUCGCCCCAUAGUUCUGUUAAAUCCCCUGUAAUUUUCCUCUUUUAAUUUUGAUACCUUUAUGAUUUAACAAUAAAAAAAAGUAUGGUUUUUA
Molecule: messenger RNA, 2340 nt
Organism: Terrapene triunguis (Three-toed box turtle)
Lineage: Eukaryota; Metazoa; Chordata; Testudines; Emydidae
Gene: HNRNPC
Product: heterogeneous nuclear ribonucleoprotein C
Exons: 9
Coding region: 1204-2124 (306 amino acids)
Cellular component (GO): nucleus
Molecular function (GO): RNA binding
Source: RefSeq, a predicted model, not a curated record